AUGUCCAACUCCAACGACUUCACCAUCGACAUUGGGGAGAUGCCUCCCUGUUCGACAAACGAGAAGGAAGCAGCGAAGAAGCACUGGCUGUCGGAGAACCCCCUCGAAAGGAUAUCCAGCUUCAUCUCAGACUGGACACCUUUCGGUCUCGUGGCUUCCUACUUCAUCUUCUCGACCUGCCUCUACACGUAUUGCAGCGAGGGCUUGAUCGCUGUGUUCUGGUUCAUCUACAUGUGCACCAAUUUCUACAUUGCCGGAGCGACUGUCCUGGAGGCAUUCAUGAGCAUCACGCCCUGCCGUGAAGCCAGGAAGAUAGUGACCCAGGCCGAGGAAAAAGGAUGGCUCUUCCCGACCGCGCACGACAAACUGCUUGUGCUGGAUCUCCUGAUUGUCGCGUACCUUCCAAACGAGCAGGACAUCAUUAUGGACCGCGCCCUCUACGCUCUGGAGCAGAUCGACUAUCCAAGGGACAAGAUCCGCAUCAACAUCCUCUACAACACACCGAAAGCGAUCGAGCCCCUAGAGACAGAGCUUCAUCAGCUUCCUCUAAAAUAUCCACACGCAAGAGUGAUCAAAGUGCCGAACUCGACUUCAAAGGCGGACAAUCUCAACUACUUCCUCACACUGAACACCGGCUCAGACCUCAUUGCUAUCUACGACUGCGAUCACUAUCCCCAUCCGAAUGGUCCUAGGUGGGCAGUGGAACGUUUCAUGGCCGACGAAGAAAUCGACAUCGUGCAAGGCCGCUGUGUGGUCUUCAAUACCGAGGACAGCUUCUUGACGAGCAUGAUUGCGGUCGAGUUCGACAAGAUCUAUGCCGUCUCGCAUCCCGGACGCGCUACCAUGUGGGGCUUUGGGCUGUUCUGCGGCUCGAAUGGCUACUGGAGAAGCUCGCUGCUCCGCGAGCUCAAGAUGGAUGGCGACAUGCUUACUGAGGACAUCGACUCCGCUCUUCGCGCAUUCUCGCGUGGCUCGAAAACGGUCCACGACCUGAACGUUACAUCCUAUGAGCUCGCUCCCACCACGUUCCCGGCAUUCUGGAAGCAACGGCUACGAUGGGCGCAAGGUUGGGCGCAGGCCAGUCUGAAACACCUCAAGAUGGUCUACAACAAACCUCAGGAUCCCCUCCACUCCGACUAUAACCGCAGCUUCACAGCUCGCUUCGGUGUCCUCUCGCUCCUGCUCAUUCGCGAGGCGUCCUAUUAUCUUGUCACACAGUACACGUGUCUAGUCCUCAGCUUCGUCAUUACAAAGUUCCCCACUUCGGGUGAGGAGUUGUGGAAGUUCGUGUACUUCCAGUACCCGGUGUCACAAUGGCUUUUCCUUAUAAGCAUUAUCUGCCUAGUAGCGACAUUGUGGAUCACUCACCAGGUCAAAUCCGAGUUCGUGUCGAGGAGGAUGAUUAUCAUCUUUUCGAUCCAAUACCCCUUCUACCUUGUUCUCAUGGCCACGAUUGGCCUUUACGGACACGCGAGGCAAAUCGUCAGGUAUAGCUCGUGGAACCCAACGGCGCGAAAGUAA
Messenger RNA from Trematosphaeria pertusa, 1521 nucleotides. Its product is annotated as glycosyltransferase family 2 protein. The coding region runs from base 1 to 1521 and encodes 506 amino acids. NCBI's taxonomy places the organism in Eukaryota, Fungi, Ascomycota, Dothideomycetes, Pleosporales, Trematosphaeriaceae. The transcript is spliced from 2 exons. The record is from RefSeq and is a predicted model, not a curated record.